AUGGCCCUCGAGCUGCGCGUUUUCAUCAUCGACGCCUUCACGGCUAAGGCGUUUGGCGGCAACCCGGCUGCCGUCGUGCUCCUCCCGGCAUCGCACUCGCUCAACGACUCGGCGCUGCAGCAGAUCGCUAGCGAGCUGAACCAGCCGAUGACAGCUUUCCUCCAGCCCUCAGGCGCCGACUACACUCUGCAGUGGUUCAAUGCGCGCACCAAGGGCCGCGUUCUUAUGCUUGACUUGCCGGUCACCACCCUGCAUUCGCCGGUGGGCGCCCUGGAGAUCAGCCGCCGGGACGAGCUGCUGACGCUGCGUCUGCCUAGCAGUCUGUCCGAGGAGGUCCAUGGCGAAAAGUACCAGAAGGUUCUGCAGGCGUUCAUGGGCGGCAGAUUGCCGACCACUGCCACAGUGAGCUUCCACUAUGCACAGGCAGUCAACGACCUGGUGGUUUUAAUCGAGGGAAUCGACGAGGCUGUGCUGCGUGCAUGCAGUCUGACGCAGGAGUUUGCUGCGGCCAGCCAAGCGCUGGGUGUGCGCGCUGUAACCUUUGCUGUGCCUGGGACCGAUUACGACAGCCUGGCGCGCGUGUUCCACGCUGGAGCAGUGCCCGACGAGGACCAGGUCACAGGCUCCGCCCACACCAUCAUCGCCCCGUUGUUCCAUAAGCGCUUCGGCAAGUCCACUCUGCGUGCCUUGCAGUGCUCGGAGCGCGGCGGCGAACUAUUGCUGGAGCUGUCCGACGACCAUGUGCUGGUUUCCGGUACCGCCGUUACUGUGUUGGAGGGCAAGCUGACUGUUUAA
Linderina pennispora is the source of this 795-nucleotide messenger RNA. Its product is annotated as Diaminopimelate epimerase-like protein. Gene Ontology annotation, biological process: biosynthetic process. The coding region runs from base 1 to 795 and encodes 264 amino acids. Gene Ontology annotation, molecular function: isomerase activity. NCBI's taxonomy places the organism in Eukaryota, Fungi, Kickxellomycota, Kickxellomycetes, Kickxellales, Kickxellaceae. The transcript is spliced from 2 exons. Gene Ontology annotation, cellular component: cytoplasm. The record is from RefSeq and is a predicted model, not a curated record.